Messenger RNA from Alternaria novae-zelandiae, 1839 nucleotides. RefSeq lists its product as uncharacterized. The coding region runs from base 1 to 1839 and encodes 612 amino acids. Gene Ontology annotation, molecular function: chitinase activity; chitin binding. The transcript is spliced from 5 exons. The record is from RefSeq and is a predicted model, not a curated record. NCBI's taxonomy places the organism in Eukaryota, Fungi, Ascomycota, Dothideomycetes, Pleosporales, Pleosporaceae. Gene Ontology annotation, cellular component: extracellular region. Gene Ontology annotation, biological process: carbohydrate metabolic process; chitin catabolic process.
AUGCUGGAAACGCAAGACGAGUGUGAUCGAGAAUGCUUGCUUCUCAGGGUUGAGACGCUUGAACGAGAGUAUGCGAAGAUAGAGCAAGCUCUGUUUCCCGGUGGCGACUCUUAUUCUUCGUAUGCAGCUCAGCCGUACUUAACAACAUCUGCCGUCUCCACCGCAACUCCAAGCUCGUCGAGCAAAUACUACACCACCUUUGGCACAUCCGGUCUGCCUUACAGCUCAGCCUACAGCUUCGUUGUCUCCUCAUCAUCCGCUCUAACAUCUAUCAUCUCCACCGCAACGCCGAGCUCAUCGAGCGAAUACUAUGCUAGCUUUAGCACAUCCGGUGUGCCUCAAAGUUCAGCCUCCACCUGGGUUGUGCCCUCCUCGUCCAUAGUCACCAGCUAUGUGACUACGCAACCUUCAGUCUCAGCUACGCCUUCAUACGCAACGACUCCACCCCAAAGUUCAGCCUCUACCUUUGUUGUUCCCUCCUCAUCCAUGGUUACAAGCUACGUGAUCACGCAGCCCUCGUUAUCAGCCACGCCUUCCUACGCCAUACCCCCACCCGAGCCCACAUCAAGCGACACACCACCCGAACCCACCAACCCCAACAUCCCCACCCACCCCGGCUACCGCUCAGUAGCCUACUACGGAAACUGGGACAUCUACGCACGCAACUUCCAACCCCAGCAAAUACCCGCAGAGCGACUCACCCACCUCCUCUACUCCUUCGCCGACAACAAGCCCGACGGUACCGUCUUCCUCACCGACACAUACGCCGACGCAGAAAAGCACUACCCGACUGAUUCCUGGAACGACGUGGGCAGCAAUCUUUACGGAUCGUUGAAGCAACUUCAAAUCCUCAAGGCCAAGAACAGGAACUUGAAGGUGUUGCUCAGUGUAGGUGGUUGGACGUAUACAAACGUUGCCAAGCACAUGGAUGGACCCAUGGCUACGGCUGCGGGUAGGCAACGCUUUGCGUCGUCUUGUGUGGAGUUGAUUCGCGACUAUGGCUUUGAUGGGAUUGAUGUGGAUUGGGAGUAUCCUACCGAUAAGGAGCAAGGCGGGCAGUUGCUUGCACUGUUGAAGGAGGUCAGAAGUCAGAUGGAUGAGUAUGCUGAUACGCUUGUGUACGAAGAUGAGUCUGGACGCGAGCUGAAGCCCAAGUUCCUCUUGACUAUUGCUUCACCGGCAGGAGAGAAGAACUACAAGCAUCUGCCCUUGAAAGAGAUCAGUGCAGUCACAGACUUUAUCAAUCUGAUGGCAUACGACUACGCCGGCUCCUGGGAUAACCAAACUGGCCAUCAAUCGAACCUUUACCCUUCGACCUCGACUCCCCUGAGCACGCCCUUCAAUACAGCUUCCGUUCUGGCCGCCUACAGCGCCGCGGGCGUUCCUUCCUCCAAGCUCAAUCUUGGCAUGCCGCUCUACGGUCGCUCCUUCACCAACACUCAGGGUCUAGGAACGUCGUUUAGUGGCAUCGGCACCGGAUCGUUUGAGCGAGGCGUCUACGACUUCAAGGACUUGCCCCUUGCAGGUGCACAGGAGUACUACGAUGAAGAGGCUGGCGCAACGUACAGCUACGACGAAGCGAGUGGCGAGUUCGUCAGCUAUGAUACUGUGGCCAUGGCGCUCAAGAAGGUCGACUACAUUGCAGAACAAGGGUUGGGUGGCGCAAUGUGGUGGGAGAUCAGCGGUGACAGGACAGAUGACAGCGGGAGCAUCGUGACAAACGUUGUCGAGAAGAUGGGCGGCGGGAGUGGUGCAGGCAUCGAGUCAUCGCCCAAUUGGCUACUGUAUCCCGACUCCAAGUUCGACAACUUGAGGAAUGGCGUGUCAACGACACCAUAG